Centruroides sculpturatus (bark scorpion) is the source of this 1023-nucleotide messenger RNA. It is a transcript of the gene Tpi, whose product is annotated as triosephosphate isomerase-like. The record is from RefSeq and is a predicted model, not a curated record. Gene Ontology annotation, cellular component: cytosol. The coding region runs from base 114 to 860 and encodes 248 amino acids. Lineage: Eukaryota; Metazoa; Arthropoda; Arachnida; Scorpiones; Buthidae. Gene Ontology annotation, biological process: glycerol catabolic process; glyceraldehyde-3-phosphate biosynthetic process; glycolytic process. The transcript is spliced from 7 exons. Gene Ontology annotation, molecular function: triose-phosphate isomerase activity.
GCAGAAGCAUGUAGUGUGCGAAGGGUCACGCGCAUCAAGGGCAUUUAACUUGAAUGUCAUAGAGGUGACACUUAUUCCUCAUCUGUCGUAUCGAGGGAAAAGCCGGCUAGGAAAUGUCUCAGAGGAAAUUUUUCGUCGGUGGAAACUGGAAGAUGAACGGAAAUAAAGCGGGUAUAGAAGAAAUAGUAGGCUUUAUGUCCAAAGGUCCCUUAGAUCCAAAUACAGAGGUGGUUCUUGGAUGCCCUUCCAUCUACUUGGACUUUGCAAGGUCAAAAAUGCCUGCAAAUGUUGGCAUUGCUGCACAGAAUUGUUACAAAGUGGAAAAAGGUGCCUUUACUGGAGAAAUUAGUCCAGCUAUGAUUAAAGACGUUGGUGUAAAUUGGGUAAUCCUUGGCCAUUCUGAGCGGCGAAACAUCUUCGGAGAGACUGAUGAAUUAGUUGCAGACAAAGUAGCACAUGCACUUUCUUCAGGUCUGAAGGUAAUUGCUUGCAUUGGAGAACUUUUAGAAGAACGGGAAGGCGGGAAAACAACAGAAGUAGUUAAUCGACAAACUAAAGCUAUUGCAAGCAAAAUAUCAGAUUGGAGCAAUGUUGUUCUAGCUUAUGAACCAGUCUGGGCUAUUGGCACAGGAAAGACUGCAUCACCCGAACAGGCUCAGGAAGUUCAUGCUCAAUUGCGCCAGUGGUUGAAGGAUAAUAUUUCAGAAGAUGUAUCUAACAAAACAAGAAUAAUUUAUGGCGGUUCUGUGACUGCAGCCAACUGUAAAGAAUUGGCAAAGAAACCCGACGUGGACGGUUUUCUCGUUGGAGGAGCAUCACUGAAACCUGAAUUUGUACAGAUUGUGAAUGCUAGACAGUAAUUUUCUGUUACCACAUUUCUGUUAUUUACAUAAUUAUGCAAUUCCUUGUAAUAUCACAGAUGAUUUAACAAAAGAUUUUGAGGAUAAUUUAAAUGACACAUUAUUAUAAUUCUCACAAUUUUGGUUUUGUUCCUCCUAAUUAAAUUAUGUUCAUGUUGAUUGA